UUCGAUCCAUCGACUCUGCUUUGUGCAAUUCCAAACUAAAUCUUGUCGUCUGAAUUAUUGGAGUGCUGUGAGUAGAUGAAAUAACCGCGCCGGAUCUUGAACCGCACUCUCCGAAGCGAGUACUCGAUUAAUGAUCCGGUGAAAGCUCAAUUUUUGCAAAGUGUCGUUUUCGCUCAUUUUUCAAUAGAAUUAUGCUACGCAACAAAAUAAAACGAGCUGAUGACGAACCGCGCGAAUCGGACUGUAAACAGAGGAGACCGAAGUGCGCGCGUUGCAGAAACCACGGUCUUAUAUCAUGGCUAAGAGGACAUAAACGAGAAUGUCGUUAUCGUGAAUGUGUGUGUCCCAAAUGCUCUCUCAUAGCCGAGAGACAGAGAGUAAUGGCGGCUCAGGUCGCAUUGAAGAGGCAACAGGCUGCCGAAGAUGCGAUUGCGUUGAGCAUGGCGAAGGUAGCGACGGGUCAAAAAUUGAGCCGUCUUCCUCCAGGAAAGAUAUUUGGCAUGGCGGUAACCGAUCCGAAUCCAACUGAAGUAACAAAAUGCGGUGCGGGAGGAAUCGUCGUUUCAAAAUCAACAACGGAAGACGAUCAAGAUCAAAAUCCGAUCGGCGGAAACCUUGAUGAGGAAAAGAACGCCUCCGCUGCUCCGCCAGCCGCAACGGAAGUUGGAAUAUCUUUCUCGAAUCAGGCUAACCAGAAAUCAUCGAAAAUACCAACACGGGUUGCCUCGGUGAAUACUGUGGAAGUUUGCACGUCAACUCCGGCGGUAGAACGCCCAAAUAAUUUUCAGAAGUACAGAAGUCUAAUUUUUAAUAUUAAUAAAAAUCCUACUGCAACGGACCGCGGCGACGGGCUGAGCGAAGUAAAAGAUGGAGAAGAUAGCCCGGAAGAACGAAGAGAUCCUGAAUCGUCCGUAUCACAAGCGUCGGUUCAAACUUUGGCAAACUUGUUUCCAAGCACAAAGCUCUCGGUUUUGCAGCUCGUCCUUCAACGGUGUGGUCAGGAUUUAUUGAAAGCGAUCGAAUAUUUCGCCUCGCAAACCGCAGCCCUCGGUGGUUCCGGUUCCGCCUUCAAGCCCGUACAGGGUUUGCAGGGUUCGACUGGCAAUCAAAAUAUCACCAUUCAGGGGAUGCAGAGUGUUAAUCUCGGGCUGAAUCUCGCUGCGGGGGUGCCGAGCGUCCAGAGUAACGUACAACAGGCGGGACCGGAAGUCCCGAAUUUCUUCGCAUUUCCACCAUCUGCAGCGUAUUCAACAUUUCCGCGUAAUAUUUACGGAGACAGUUAUUGCCUGCUCAAUAUAUUACCGGAACAAUUCCAGCAACAACAACAACAGCAAUUGCAGCAGACCAAAAGCGCGAUGACCGAAACGGCAAAUAGCUUGCAAACGAUUGCGAAAACCGGAAGCACCGCAUUGCAUCACGAAGAUAGCGUUGCGCUUAACGUACAGUAUAAUAAUUACUUCAACUCCAAUAUACAACAUCUUCGAGAACACAUGUGCAGCCAAAUGAUCGAGCCUCAUAGACAAGGGCUGCUACAUCUUCCGCCUAUUAUACCAGGAAUUCCAUGCGUGCAACCCAAUUGUGCGCAGUGUUAUAAAUUUCCGUAAAAUCACUCUCUGUUUUACGUUGUACGCGUGCACCGUACACAGGUGUAUGUACAUGAAAAACGGAACUUGAUUGUAAUUCUUAAUUCUCUACACUGCAUUAGAAAAAUAAAUUAUUCCGCAAUUAUUAUGGCAAAAUUUCUACAUUUUUCAUCGAUUAAAUCACUUGGGAUAGUCGUCAUUCUACCUGUUUAUUGAUUUGGAGCAAAAACUUGAUCCAAAACUUAUACCCUCUGCACCUAUAUUAUGACGACUCGGCGUUGAAAUUAAUUAACGUUAUAAGCACCGCAGCGGCCUUGCAGGACUUCUCCGUGGAUAAUCCAAUCGGUUAAAAAUAUUGGAUGGCUACAGCAGGUUCGCAUGGAAGUUAUACGAGAGAAGAUUCUGUUGGAUAAAUAGAGUAGAUCGCGUCGUCCCCUCGGGCAGUAUCGGCUUUCGUAUGUUUAGUAAUUCAAAGCACACCAUAUAGCCCUGCAGGCAGCCUAGAGGGGGAUGACUCGGGCUAUCGCAUAUUCUCUCUUCCAAAACAAACCCCUUCGGCCAUCUAUCACUUGAUAUCACUUGAUAUGGGUUACUAACUGUAUUUACUCGAUCAAUUGAACUUUUCUAAUACGAUUAUUUCAGCUCUAUCACUCUUAUAAACAACCACCGCUACUGCGGAUCUUGGAUUCCGGCUUAAAUUUGUACAGCGCAGAAUGGUGAAACUCCAAUGAGUUUCCAUCAGUCUUUACUUCUUGCUUUUUUUUUUGUUCGCUGUUUCAUCCCGCGCUAGAAUCCUGCAACAGCCAGCAAUUCCACAGUCUCCGUGAGCAAUACGUGCAGGAAUUAAGUUUUGUAAGUUUGCAAUUCAGUCUGUUACUACCACGAAAAAAAACCUCAUGCAACCUGAAUAGUUGAGGCAUUCUUGACUACCAAGAAUUAGUUAAGAAUAUCGCAUCGAUAAAGUUCAUCCCUCAUCAUUAUUGACGAGUAACUAUUGUUUGAGUAUUGACAAUGAGUUUGAUUCGUCGUGUUUGUGAACAAUUUGAAAAUUGGUGGCU
Messenger RNA from Athalia rosae (coleseed sawfly), 2641 nucleotides. Its product is annotated as doublesex and mab-3 related transcription factor 3, truncated. The record is from RefSeq and is a predicted model, not a curated record. The transcript is spliced from 2 exons. Gene Ontology annotation, cellular component: nucleus. Gene Ontology annotation, biological process: regulation of transcription by RNA polymerase II; sex differentiation. Bases 192 to 1604 code for a protein of 470 amino acids. Gene Ontology annotation, molecular function: DNA-binding transcription factor activity, RNA polymerase II-specific; RNA polymerase II cis-regulatory region sequence-specific DNA binding. NCBI's taxonomy places the organism in Eukaryota, Metazoa, Arthropoda, Insecta, Hymenoptera, Athaliidae.